This is a messenger RNA of Lactuca sativa (garden lettuce), 609 nucleotides long. RefSeq names its product ergosterol biosynthesis protein (gene ERG28). Gene Ontology annotation, cellular component: endoplasmic reticulum; membrane. The record is from RefSeq and is a predicted model, not a curated record. Gene Ontology annotation, molecular function: protein-macromolecule adaptor activity. NCBI's taxonomy places the organism in Eukaryota, Viridiplantae, Streptophyta, Magnoliopsida, Asterales, Asteraceae.
UGUAACCAGAGUUGGUAGACCAGAGCCGAUCCACUUAUACUACUUGUAACGAAGUGGAUCUGAUACCACCAAACCCAAGAGAACUUCGGAGAAGAUGAAAGCCUUGGGAUGGUGGUUGAUGUUGGUAGGUUCACUUCGCUUGGCCUCUGUAUGGUUUGGUUUCUUCGACAUUUGGGCUCUCCGCCGCGCCGUCUUCUCUCAAACCACCAUGUCUGAAAUUCAUGGGCGAACAUUUGGGGUUUGGACGCUUCUUACUUGCACUAUGUGUUUCCUCUGUGCAUUAAACCUCGACAACAAACCGCUUUAUCUUGCAACAUUUUUGUCCUUCAUCUAUGCGCUUGGUCACUUUUUAACAGAAUACUUGAUCUACCACACCAUGGCCAUUGGGAAUCUUGCAACUGUUGGUGUCUUUGCAGGCACAUCGAUAGUAUGGAUGUUAGUACAAUGGAAUGCCCAUGAACCUCAAACCCCAUUGAAGAAGGAUUGAAAAAGAAAAUGUAGAAGAUGACUCAAGGAUCUGGUGAUGAUAUUCAUUUGUAACUUUCCUUCCGUGCUAUAUCUUGUCAUGGUCUAAAACGUUAAAUUCUGAUGCGAUUUAUGUUGGAGAAA